UUGAAAACAGUAUUCGACAUGUCAACAUUACAGGCGGUCGUUUUGUGGGUGCUGCUAAUAUGUGCAGAUUUGAGCGCCGGUGUUAAAUUUCCUUCUGGAUUCCUAUUUGGUUCUGCCACGGCAUCGUAUCAAGUGGAGGGGGCGUGGAAUGUUAGUGACAAAGGUGAAAACACAUGGGACAGACUGGUUCACAGCAAUCCCGAUGCAAUUAAAAAUCGUGACAACGGGGAUGUGGCCUGCGACUCCUACCACAAUUGGAGGGAUGACGUUAAGAUCGCUUCCGACCUGGGGCUGCAUUUUUAUAGAUUCUCCAUAUCAUGGUCAAGGUUACUACCUUCAGGUCUGCCUGACAGAAUAAGCGAAGACGGAAAAAACUACUAUAACAACCUCAUUGACGGACUCCUCGAGAAAGGCAUACAACCAUUAAUUACUCUGUACCAUUGGGACUUGCCGCAACGGUUACAGGAUUUAGGUGGUUGGACAAAUCCCCUUAUGGUGGAGUGGUUCGCGGACUACGCGAGAGUAGCUUAUACUUUGUAUGCCGAUCGAGUAAAGGCUUGGAUUACUAUUAACGAGCCGUAUAUAGUAUGUGACGUUGUAUACAAAUCGGGUUUGUUAGCACCUGCUAUCAAAGACCCAGGUUUCGCUAACUACCUUUGCGCCAAGUUUCUUUUGCUGGCCCACGCUAAAGCUUGGAGAAUCUACGAUGAAGAAUUUAAAUCCAUCUACAAUGGUAAAGUCAGUUUAACAAACCAGAUCAUUUGGAUGGAACCUGUUUCUGAUGAAUACGAAGAACUGACUGAGCAUGUACGGCAUUACAUGGCUGGACUGUAUUCUCAUCCUAUAUAUACAAAAGAUGGUGGAUGGCCACCAGAAAUAGAGAAGACAAUAGCGGAGUAUAGUAAAAGGCAAGGUUACCCACGUUCGAGGCUGCUUGCGUUCACUCAAGAAGAAAUCGACUUCAUUAAAGGUACAUAUGACUUCUAUGGUCUUAACUUCUACACAAGCAGACUAGUCCGUAAAGUUCGAGACGGAGAAACCCUCUCACACUGGCCGCUGGGAAGUGGCUUUCCAGAACUCGGUGCGGUUAUAGAAGUCCACGCUUCUUGGGAGAAAACGGCAUCACCUUGGUUUUUGGAUAGUAUAUAA
Molecule: messenger RNA, 1149 nt
Organism: Parnassius apollo (apollo)
Lineage: Eukaryota; Metazoa; Arthropoda; Insecta; Lepidoptera; Papilionidae
Source: the annotation of a GenBank genome assembly